GGAAUAGAGCAGAAUUGGCAGCACUGCCGCAAGUAUCCACUUUUUCACGGGCAACAAAUUGACAAAGAAAUUGUAAGAUAAUUUCCUGUGGCUAUUGCUGGUUGCGCAAAGCCACUUGCCUUAAAAGCGGGCUUAAACGGAGUCCGGGCCAGAAGUUAAAUAUCGCAGAGCGCUUGCAUACCGUGUAAUUUGCUAACUGCGACGCACCAAACUUUUUUUUUUGUAUGCCGUGAGCUGAGCGGAGGUGGAGAUCGGGAGUUCGGAAUCCGGAAUCGGGAAUUGGGCAUUGGGUAUCGAGACGGGAGUCACACGAAGAAGUCGGCGGCAAUGGAGCAGAACUCGAACAGCAGCGUGGCGGACACGUUUGCGGAGGCACCAGCGACGGACGCGGAGUACGGCACUGAGAACUGUUCCGGAUCCGGAAUGUCGGUCGGCGACACCGUGAGCGCCAACCACGAGUUCCAGACCAUGAAACCGGGUCCGGGUGUGCUGCACAAGGUGUUGCCGGUGGCCAAUAGCGCCAGCAGCGCUACCGCAACCAACGGACGCACGCGCUCUGAGAUGCCGCACAGCGAGCUGGUAAAGAUGCUGUACUACCUGGAGGGCGAACUGCAGGCACGGGAUGUCUGCAUAGCCGCCCUGAGGAACGAGCGGGUGAAGCAGCUGAUUGCCCAGCUGCGCACCAAGCGACUGCAGCCGAACGAUCCGUAUGCGGCCAUAUUCCGGGACAAGAUCGCACUCAAUGGCAAUCUGAUAUCGAGGGAGUCGUCUACGCAGGCGGCGCAAGCGGAGAUGGAGGUGCGCCAGAUCAUUGAGCAGCAAAUGGAGCAGCAGUAUCAGAUGGUUAGCAAGCAGAGGGCCACGCAUGUGCGUAUGGUCAACAUAUUGACCGAAUCGCUGGAAAACAAUCAGCGUAUGCUCCAGGAGCUGGAGGAGGAGAAGCGCAAGCACGAGAGCACCACGGCUCAGGGCGACGACAUCACCUACGGCCUGGAAUUGGAGCGCAACAAGCUGAAGCAGGACCUCGAGGAGGAGCGCGCUCAGGUGGCCAAAAUGGAGAAGGAUCUGAAGAAGCUGCAGGAGACGCUCGAGUACGAGCGCAAUCGACAAAAGCAGAUUGUGCUGCUGCUGAUUGCGGAGCGCAAAAAGAUCCUCAUGAAGUAUAUUGAAGAAGGGAAACGGUCGGAGGAUCUGGCCCAAAUCCUGGCCGAGGAGAAGCAGCGCUCGGACACCAUUGCCGACGGUCUGGAGGAGGAGAGCAAAAAGUCGCUGCGCAUGGAGGAGGAACUGGAGAAGCAAACGCAUGCCAUGGAGCAGGAGCGCAAAGUCCUGUUUGCCAAACUAGCCAAGGAGGAACUCCGGGUCAAGGAACUGGAGCAGGAACUCAACGCCCUACGGAGCGAGCACGAGGCUCUGAAAAAGCAGCAGCAACUGGGCGGCAGCGGCUCGUCCGUGGCCGCCGCCAAGGCGCGACAGUUCAGCGACGACGCCUGUGCCACGCCCCCCAUGGUGAACAUCGCCAAGAUCGUGCAGCCAACAGCCACGGUUAGCAGCAUGCCGGUCUCGGGACCACAGACCGGCAUAGCCCGCUCCAUUGCGCCGGGCCAGAACAUCCGGAGCGCUGGAAUCGCAACGGCGCCCACGGGCACGGCCACAGCAGCAAUAGCACCACUAACUGCCGUGCUCAACCACACUACCACCAUCACCACCACCACGAACAACACCACCACCAGCAGCAGCAGCAACUCCAGCGGCAGCGUUGGAGUAGCAGCAACAGCUGCAGCAGUAGCUGCAUCCGUUGAGACGGCUGCUACGGUCACCGUGCCCAUGGUGGCGCCACCCUCACCCUCUCCGGCAAAGAUGCAGCCGACGGCCACCAUCCAGCGGGCGCCCGGCGGCAAGUAUGCCGCACUGGCUGCGGCAGCUGCCCUCGACCAGACAACACCACCGCAUCCUCAUCCCGUUCCCAUUGCCGUGCCGCCGGUUACGGUGCCGCCAGCGGGCGCUCGCGGUGCACCGCCACCCAUACCAACCAAGCCGAUCGUGCCACCCAAGCGGGAGCCAUCGCUCUCCCGGCUGGGCUCGAUUACGGGCAGCAGUGCCAUAGCGGCUGCCACCGCAGCCACCACGGCCGCGGGCACGGCGAAGCAGAAUUAGACACAUACACUCAGACUCACAUUAAUAACCGAUAUUGGGCGUAGCGAUAAGCGAAAUACUCAAGCGGCGUAGUCCCUCGGUGACCGCGCUGGGCAACAGGAUCCUCCAUCGCGAACUGACAACUUUCAUAUUCUUUUGCUUAUAAAAUGUUUAAAUUUUAUGUACGCAUCUUCUUUCCUUUGCUGUUUAUUGUGAUUAUUCAGUUUAGAUAAAAGUCUCUUAUAUAUACUUUGAUAUGUAUUCAUUUAUACAUUCAACUUCAUUGUCAGUUCGAGAUUGGAAUCCCAAAAAGUAAUCUAAAAUCUUCUUAAAAGUAAAAACGAUACGAUUAUUCGAGUAUUUUCUGUUGCCUGGCGUGAUUUGGCAUGUAAAACGUUUAGGAGAGAAGUUUGUUAAGAAUUAGAAUGAUAGUAUACAGUGCGACUCCCCCCUUAGGCGGCCUCUUAUCUAAGUUUGGUUUAGUUUAGUUAUUGUUUUUUACCAAGCGAACGAUACAUUUUACAAUGCCGUUGGCGGCGGUCCGAGGGCCAAGCCAAGAGACAAGCGACUUUAAAUGUAAUUCCGUACGUAGUAACCGAACAUUUGUACAAGGCCGUGCGAUUCUCAUAACAAGUAACAGCCACAAUAUAUGAUAAUUAUAUACAUACCCCCACAGAUAUAUAGAUUAUAUAUAUAUAUAUCCACGCAUAUGCAUCAAACUAUGUGUACACUACCCUUGUACUCCGGGCGUUGUUUAAUAGUUCUUAGGUGCGUCGCAUACGUGUGUGAACAACUUCCUCCAUGUGCAGCUAACAUACUGAAUUACUUCGUAGUGUUUGAUUUAUAAAUUAAGUUCUAAGUUCGGCCUAAGCACCUUUGUUCGCCCGCCUAUCCGAUAACCGAGAAGUGUAUCCUAUAGAUUUACCCACGCCGUUCAAACUAGCAUAGUUGACCAGAACGGAGAUCGUUCGACGGGAACACUUAUUUUACAAAUGCGUACUGUGAACAUCCCUCCAGCCCCCCAGCAGCUUGGAUUUCCUUUUUAGUCAAAGGGCAGCAGCCAGUCAAGUAGUGUUGUUGGUAUACAAUAAAUACAUAGCAAAGAGGCACAAGAUAUAAA
Drosophila mauritiana is the source of this 3256-nucleotide messenger RNA. RefSeq lists its product as uncharacterized. Bases 328 to 2157 code for a protein of 609 amino acids. The record is from RefSeq and is a predicted model, not a curated record. The transcript has 4 exons. NCBI's taxonomy places the organism in Eukaryota, Metazoa, Arthropoda, Insecta, Diptera, Drosophilidae.